This is a messenger RNA of Enhydra lutris kenyoni (northern sea otter), 2604 nucleotides long. RefSeq names its product early B-cell factor 4 (gene EBF4). Bases 1 to 1809 code for a protein of 602 amino acids. Gene Ontology annotation, molecular function: RNA polymerase II cis-regulatory region sequence-specific DNA binding; DNA-binding transcription factor activity, RNA polymerase II-specific. The transcript has 17 exons. The record is from RefSeq and is a predicted model, not a curated record. Lineage: Eukaryota; Metazoa; Chordata; Mammalia; Carnivora; Mustelidae. Gene Ontology annotation, biological process: regulation of transcription by RNA polymerase II.
AUGUUCCCCGCGCAGGACACUCUGCCCCGCGGCGGGCUGAACCUGAAGGAGGAGCCGCUGCUGCCCGCCGGCUUGGGCUCUGUGCGCUCCUGGAUGCAGGGCGCGGGCAUCCUGGACGCCAGCACCGCGGCGCAGAGCGGUGUGGGCCUGGCCCGCGCACAUUUUGAGAAGCAGCCACCCUCCAACCUCAGGAAAUCCAACUUCUUCCACUUCGUGCUGGCCAUGUAUGACCGGCAGGGGCAGCCUGUGGAGGUGGAGCGCACGGCCUUCAUCGAUUUCGUGGAAAAGGACCGAGAACCUGGGGCUGAAAAGACCAACAAUGGGAUCCACUAUCGCCUCCGGCUGGUGUAUAACAAUGGACUUCGGACAGAGCAGGAUCUCUAUGUGCGCCUCAUUGACUCCAUGUCCAAGCAGGCAAUCAUCUAUGAGGGGCAAGACAAGAACCCCGAAAUGUGCCGCGUGCUGCUCACCCAUGAGAUCAUGUGCAGCCGGUGCUGUGACCGGAAGAGCUGUGGCAACCGGAAUGAGACGCCUUCUGAUCCGGUCAUUAUUGACAGGUUCUUCCUCAAGUUCUUCCUCAAGUGCAACCAGAACUGCCUAAAGAAUGCAGGGAAUCCCCGAGACAUGCGCCGCUUCCAGGUGGUGGUGUCCACGACAGUGAGUGUGGACGGACAUGUGCUGGCCGUGUCCGACAACAUGUUUGUGCACAACAACUCCAAGCAUGGUCGCAGGGCGCGCCGGCUGGACCCCUCUGAAGCUGCCACCCCCUGUAUCAAGGCCAUCAGCCCCGGGGAGGGCUGGACCACAGGAGGCGCCACCGUCAUUGUCAUCGGUGACAAUUUCUUCGAUGGAUUGCAGGUCGUGUUCGGGAACGUGCUCGUGUGGAGCGAGCUCAUCACGCCCCACGCCAUACGGGUUCAGACGCCCCCGCGGCACAUUCCCGGGGUGGUGGAGGUGACCCUGUCCUACAAGUCCAAGCAAUUUUGCAAGGGAGCCCCCGGCCGUUUUGUCUACACAGCCCUGAAUGAGCCCACCAUUGACUAUGGAUUCCAGAGGCUACAGAAAGCCAUCCCCAGACACCCCGGAGAUCCCGAGAGGCUGCCCAAGGAAGUGCUGUUGAAGCGGGCGGCCGACUUGGCGGAGGCCCUGUACGGAGUGCCCAGCAGCAACCAGGAGCUCCUCCUGAAGCGCGCGGCCGACGUGGCCGAGGCUCUGUACAGCGCCCCACGCGCGCCUGCGCCGCUCGGACCCUUGGCCCCGAGCCACCCGCACCCCGCCGUCGUGGGCAUCAACGCCUUUAGCAGCCCGCUGGCCAUCGCCGUCGGGGACGCCACGCCGGGCCCGGAGCCGGGCUACGCGCGCAGCUGCGGCAGCGCGUCCCCGCGCGGGUUCGCGCCCAGCCCCGGCUCGCAGCAGAGCAGCUACGGCAGCGGCCUCGGCGCGGGCCUCGGCGGCUACGGGACACCGGGCGUUGCCGGCCUAGGCGUGCCCGGGUCCCCUAGCUUCCUCAAUGGCUCCACGGCCACCUCGCCCUUCGCCAUCAUGCCCUCUAGCCCCCCGCUGGCCGCUGCCUCCUCCAUGUCCCUCCCGGCCGCUGCCCCCACCACCAGCGUCUUCUCCUUCUCGCCUGUCAACAUGAUCUCCGCUGUCAAACAGAGGAGCGCCUUCGCCCCCGUGCUGCGCCCACCCAGCUCCCCACCCCAGGCCUGCCCGAGAGCCCACGGAGAGGGACUUCCAGACCAGCCUUUUGAGGAUUCCGACAAGUUCCACUCUUCAGCCCGGGGGCUUCAGGGCCUGGCAUACUCCUAAUCACGGUCUGCCAGUGUUGCCCCCACUGAACCCGGACUGGAGGUCCCUCUGGGAUACACACUCAACGUCCUGGACGGCAGCACAGACAGACGCUGAGCCAGGGCUUCAGGCGGACAUCCACCCAAAGGCCUAAACAGGCCACCCUGUGCUUGAGGCCUCUAGUCCCACAGGCUUCUCUCACCUCCCUUCCUCCGGGCUGGUCGGAAGCCUUAGCACUGUGCUAAUGCUCUUGGCAGGAGAGCAUCCCAGGGGGGUCCCGGGGUGCUGGGCUUUCCUCACUGGGUCAGUUCCUCUGGAAGAGAUGGACCUUGUGCAGACCGGACCAUCAGGCGACAGGAGCAGGGGAUGGGGACCGUGGGGAAGAGGACAGCUCAGGGAGAAGUGGCCUGGGGAGGUCCUGUUUGUGUCUGACCCAUCUCAGCUGGCCCAGCAUCCCGACCUUGCUCCAGGGCAAGGGGUGGUGCCCAGCAGCCUCCCGAGGCCUGCCCAGGCUCCCAUGGAGCUUCCAAUGGCUGCUCGAUCCCUGUGGCUGCCCCCUCCGAGGCCCGCACACUCAUGCUUGCCGCAUAUGAAUCCCACCGGGGGCUUUGGGCAUGGAGUGUGCAGAAGAGGGAGUGCCAAGCCCCCUAAAUGGUGGGUCUUCCUCCCAACGGCUAUCUCAUGGACUCUGGCCCCACUCACACAUGACUCUGGCUGGCCCCAUAGUACCAUGGAAUGGGCCUAGCUGCCACUGGCCUCACAUUCUGCUCUGCUGAGGUUGGAGAAAACAGAACAAUAAACACAGCUGCAGGUGGC